AUGUACAAGGGACGCCCGGAGGCCUCCAUCAACGGCGGUCUAGCCGUGGCGGUGCCUCUUGAGCUGCACGGCAUGUGGCUGGCGCACCAGCGGCAUGGCCGGCUGCCCUGGAAGCGUCUGUUUCAGCCCGCCAUCGCGCUGGCAGAGGGCGGCUUUCCGGCGCACCCCUACCUGGUGGCUUCACUGAGCGGUGAAAACCAGACGGCGGCGCUGUUGCAAUGGCCCGCGAUACGGGACACCUUCUUGAAGAAAGACGGCGGCAAGUGGCGGGCACCACGGGUGAAUGAGACGUGCUGCAAGCGGCCCAAGCUGGCAGAGCUGCUCACAGCUGUUGCCGAAGACGGGCCCCAAGUGCUGUACACAGGGCGGUACGCCAAGCCGCUUGUGCGGGACAUCCAGGCGGCAGGCGGCAUCAUCACAGCAGCAGACCUGGCGUCAGCAGCAGCAAUAGUGCGCUCUCCCAUCAGGCAGCGGGUGUGGGGUCUGGACUGGAUUGCCUCCCCCCCUCCCAGCAGCGCGGUCACGGUGCUGGCAGCCCUGCAGAUACUGGCAGGGUUUGAGCAGCCCCUGGCGGGCAGCGGCAGCCUGGGUGUGCACCGGACAGUGGAGGCGCUGAAGCACGCCUUUGCGCUGCGCAUGAGCCUGGGCGACCCAGGGCCCGACGCCGAGAACCCCUUUGUCAACCUCACUGCCAUUCUUUCCGCGCUUCACGACUCAGAUUUCAUGUCAUCUCUUCGCACCGACAUCCGUGACAAUGCUCUGCCCCUCGCACACUACGGCGGGCGCUUCAAUGUGACAGCUGCUGGCCUGCACCCCGAGGACCACGGCACCUCACACAUAGCCGUGGUGGACGCCGACAGGAUGGCUGUGUCGAUGACCACCACAGUCAACACCGGAUUUGGCAGCAAGGUUCUGUCCGCAUCCACAGGCAUGUGA
Chlorella variabilis is the source of this 936-nucleotide messenger RNA. RefSeq lists its product as hypothetical. Gene Ontology annotation, biological process: glutathione catabolic process. Gene Ontology annotation, cellular component: plasma membrane. Lineage: Eukaryota; Viridiplantae; Chlorophyta; Trebouxiophyceae; Chlorellales; Chlorellaceae. Bases 1 to 936 code for a protein of 311 amino acids. Gene Ontology annotation, molecular function: glutathione gamma-glutamate hydrolase. The transcript has 12 exons. The record is from RefSeq and is a predicted model, not a curated record.